AUGGCGGCCGUGUCGGGGUCCCUUCGCCUGCAGCGGUGCGUGGUGUCGCCGGCGGGGAGGCACAGCGCCUCCCUCAUUUUCCUGCACGGCUCAGGUGAUUCUGGACAAGGUUUGAAAAAUUGGAUCAAGCAGGUUUUAAAUCAAGAUUUAGCAUUCCAACACAUAAAAAUUAUUUAUCCAACAGCUCCUGCCAGACCCUAUACUCCUAUGAAAGGAGGAAUUUCCAAUGUGUGGUUUGACAGAUUUAAAAUCUCUAACGACUGCCCAGAGCACCUUGAGUCCAUCGAUGUGAUGUGUCAGGUGCUCACAGACUUGAUUAAUGACGAAGUAAAAAGUGGCAUCAAGAAGAAUAGAAUAUUAAUAGGAGGCUUUUCCAUGGGAGGGUGCAUGGCGAUGCAUGUGGCAUACAGAAAUCACCAAGAUGUGGCAGGCGUGUUCGCUCUUUCCAGCUUCCUGAACAAAGCCUCUGCUGUUUACCAGGCUCUUCAGAAGCGCGACGGCGCGCUCCCCGAGCUGUUCCAGUGCCACGGGACUGCUGACGAGCUCGUCCUUCAUUCCUGGGGGCAAGAGACCAACUCAGCCUUGCAGGCUCUAGGGGUGAGCACCAAGUUCCACAGUUUCCCUGGGCUUUUCCACGAGCUGAGCACGGGGGAGCUCGAGAAACUGAGGGCAUGGGUUCUUGCAAAGCUGCCAGGAGAAAUGGAGAGGCAAAAGGAGUAA
Molecule: messenger RNA, 720 nt
Organism: Pipistrellus nathusii (Nathusius's pipistrelle)
Lineage: Eukaryota; Metazoa; Chordata; Mammalia; Chiroptera; Vespertilionidae
Source: the annotation of a GenBank genome assembly